Dromaius novaehollandiae (emu) is the source of this 6592-nucleotide messenger RNA. RefSeq names its product TBC1 domain family member 13 (gene TBC1D13). Gene Ontology annotation, biological process: intracellular protein transport; activation of GTPase activity. Gene Ontology annotation, molecular function: GTPase activator activity. Bases 1354 to 2364 code for a protein of 336 amino acids. The transcript is spliced from 14 exons. Lineage: Eukaryota; Metazoa; Chordata; Aves; Casuariiformes; Dromaiidae. The record is from RefSeq and is a predicted model, not a curated record.
AGAUGAGAAGCCAAGGGCCAGAGACAAAGAGUUGGCCAAGGAAUUAACCCCACACAGAAAGCAACUACUCAAGAAAGCAGGAGGCGAUCAGCAGGACUGCUCUUUGCUCAGCAAUGGAGGAAUUGCCAUGCUAGAUCACCCCUGAGGCAACUUUCCACAGGCAGUAGAUCAGCAAGCUGCCUGCCUACCAGACUGUCACCAGUGCUGUCUAGUGCCUGUAUUUUUGAAGAAUCAUGACAGAUAUGUGAAAGAUGCAGAAAAUUCAAGUGCAGGAAUCGAGAAGGCAUCAGAACUACAGCUGCCAAUCUUUUCAGCAAUUUAUUUCUCUAUCGGAUUCCCUGCCAUCUUCAUGCACGAAGGAAUUUGGGUCCCUUGGAGACAAGGGAGCAGGCAUAUAAAAGAUGCUAUAUCAAACUACCCCCAGAAGCAGCCCUGUCAGUGGAGUAAUAGCACUCUCCCACCAUCCAUGGACCUAAAGAAAACUGCAAUACCAUGAAAUGCAGCUUCGCUCUCCCCCAUCACCAGCCUUCCAGAGCCAGACAGCCUCUCCUGCAAAUAUUGCUUAUUUGUGGGCUACAUCUGUAUUUUUAAGGUGUUUCUGGCUUCACUGACCUGGUGCUGCUCUUGGCACUCCUAGGGAUGCCUGUGCCAAUAAUUCUCUACCUUGGACUUCAGACUGAUCUUCUCUCCGUCGCUCACUCUCUCCUUCAGUCUGCUGCCUGAAGCCAAGCCAGAUGCGCUGUGGCUCCAUGCCAACCACAUACCAUUUACACUGUCACUACAAAAAUGAUUGGCAAAGCUGAAUUUUUCAGCAUCAGGGGCUUGUCCAAGGAGAGGGCAAAUAAUAAACACUGACAGAAAUUGAUUACAAAGAAAGACUUUAAAAGAACAAAUUUAAUGUAAAUGCAGAGUUUGGCAUGGGUUAGAUUUUGAAGGAAACCUGCACUGUCAUUUUGUUCAGCAUCUCGCAGCUGCAAAUUAUUGCAUGUUUAUUAAUUGACGGGUCACUGCAACUGCUGCAGGAAAUACCACCCCUGGCUUACAGUAGGACAACUGAAGUAGGAAUAAAUUGAACCACUCACAGGGGCUGAGCAAAGCCUCAAAUUCCAAAACUCCUGCCUGCCCAGAUCGCACAAGGCGUUGCAAAGGAGACAACGUGCAAGACAGGAAACGCAUUGACCUUCGUACCUGCCUGCGGUGAAGGAUCGCGGACUUCCAGGAGGUGCUGGGCGAACCCACGGUGGCGCUGGCCAAGCUCCGCGAGCUCUGCUUCAGCGGAAUCCCUUUUGAUGGUGGGCUGCGCUGCCUCUGCUGGAAGAUACUCUUGAACUACCUCCCUUUAGAGAAAGCCUUAUGGAGCUCUUUGCUGAAGAAGCAGAGUUCCUGAAGGAAAUGAUCAUCCAGCCUGGGAUCGCCAAAGCCAACCUGGGUGCUUCCAGGGAAGAUGUGACCUUAGAAGAUCACCCCCUCAAUCCAAAUCCAGACAGUCGAUGGAAUACCUACUUCAAGGAUAAUGAAGUGCUCCUCCAGAUCGACAAAGAUGUCAGGAGGCUGUACCCUGACAUGGCAUUCUUCCAGCGCCGAACAGAAUACCCCUGCCUCUUAAUCCUGGACCCUCAAAAUGAGUUUGAGACGCUGCGCAAGCGGGUAGAGCAGACCACACUCAAGUCGCAGACAGUGGCGCGAAACCGCAGUGGGGUUACAAAUGUGAGCUCCCCUCUUAAAACACCUCCUAAUUCUCUGAGCGAGUAUGAAGUUCUGCCCAAUGGCUGUGAAGCUCACUGGGAAGUGGUGGAGCGAAUCCUGUUCAUCUAUGCCAAGCUGAACCCCGGGAUAGCAUACGUUCAGGGGAUGAAUGAAAUAGUGGGGCCUCUUUACUACACCUUUGCUACAGAUCCUAACAGCGAGUGGAAAGAGCAUGCUGAAGCAGACACAUUUUUCUGCUUUACCAACCUAAUGGCUGAGAUUCGGGACAACUUCAUUAAGAGCUUGGAUGAUUCUCAGUGUGGCAUUACCUACAAAAUGGAGAAGGUUUAUUCGACCCUGAAGGAGAAAGAUGUGGAGCUGUAUUUGAAACUGCAAGAACAGAACAUCAAACCUCAGUUCUUUGCCUUCCGCUGGCUGACGCUGCUCUUGUCCCAAGAGUUCCUGCUGCCAGACGUCAUCCGUAUCUGGGACUCCCUCUUUGCCGAUGACAAGCGCUUCGAUUUUCUUCUGCUCGUCUGUUGUGCAAUGUUGACACUAAUCCGGGAUCAGUUGCUGGAAGGAGACUUCACCCUGAACAUGAGGCUGCUACAGGAUUAUCCUAUCUCUGAUGUUCACCUGAUUUUGAAGAAGGCAAAGGAACUACAGGAUUCCAAAUAGUCCGUGAGCCUGACAAAAGGUGUCAGGGAAACUGCAUGGCAGUGGAUCCUAGGAGACGCCCCCAUACAGUGUGGGGCAUUACCGUUCCUAGAGGUCUCUGCAGGACUUCAAGUUUUGUGUUUUGGCAACUGGCCACCUUGAAGAUUUCCUUCUACUCUAUUUAUUAGGUCAAGGACUGAUUACUUCCCCAUCUACUUGGGUCCUGCACUCCAUAUUUUUCAAAUCUCAAAUGCCUCCGUACUGCCAAAAGCAGUUCUUUGUAUCUUUUUUUAAUGACUUUAAGUCUAAGGAGAAAGAAACCAUCUAUCUGCAUAUCCCUCAAGUCCUGUGAGAUGAAAUCCUUCUGCAUUAUGGAAGUAUGCUCACGUGGAGUAACUUCUGAUGAGGAAGGGACAGGCUGGAUCCAGUGAAGUUGGUGGGUGAGUAUAGAAGGAUCUUUCUCCUGUAAAUAGAAUGUAUCCCACUGAAGUCACUCAUCCUGCCAUUCACGUAGCUUCUGGAUUCUUCUGCUUCGUGUCUGCACUUAGCCAUCACUGGGAUUUGCAAAAAGGAAGACUGCAUCAGCUUCUGGUGAGUGUCAUCUGACAUCCAGCUGUUUGGACUCUGUCACAUGGGAGAGAGACCUUGAGAAGCUGAGAUGGCUGGACAUAGUUACAGCUGGCUGCUUUGUGCACUGAAGUUGCCUGAAUCCAGAAUCGCCUUAUCAACAAGGUCUCCUUGAAAGAUAGACUAUGGUGGUUUUAAUCAAUGAGGGAAGUGUAGUUUGAUUAAGUUGAGCCUUAUUACGCACAGCGUUAGAGCAGGAGGUUGUUGCUGCAGGGAGGCUGAGACCUCUAGCUGUCUGUGAUCAGCAGCAGCAGUACUGCUUUCCUAGCUCUGAGCUGGAGGAUAUCCAGCUACAAUCAGGAUUCUGAAACGCAAACGGGCAUCUAGUCGCAUGCUGUGAAGGCAGCUGUAUUUAGGGGCUUAUACUGGCAUGACUCUGGGGUUUUCCUGCCUCGUGACUUGCAUAAUAUUGCCCUACAUAAGCUGUGGUCACAGUAACCUUGAAAUUGUCUAACAGUACUUCUUGCCAGGAAGAGGCUUUGCUUUUAGGUCAGACCUAUACCAUGUCUUUUUCUGGAGUAAUCCAGUGGGGAUACAAGCAUUUCAGUCACUAGCUUACUCCUGGGGAUGGUCCACUUCUCUGUGUACCAGUCCUAUUGGAGUGACUGUCCUGAAUUGGACAUUUGUCCCUCUUGAGAGGGAAACUGUUGCAUUUCAAAUACAGCGGAUCAGGCUUGGGUGAAUGAGAAAUGUUAACCUGCAGGAAUGUCAAAUCGAUCAGAAACCACGAUCCUCCUCAUAGGGAGGAACUGGAGCACCCAAGUGCUCCGACUGUGCAAAAGCUCUUGAGUGAACACUAAUCCAGCAUGCUUUGUUCUCUUUCUGUGCUGUGCUGGCUCACCUCUGCAUAGCUGUUUGACAAUGCACUUUUCUGUAUUUAUGAGUACUGAUUUGUUAAAGGUCAGUCUUUUACUUUCUAAGAUCUGCUUAUGCUGCUGAUGGCCUGGAAAGGCCCUAGCAAGAGGGGUGUUGUCAGCCUUCAGCUUUUGUACUAGUGUUAUUUCCUUCACCUAAGGCCGGUUCUUUACAGGCUACUGUAAUUUUCACAAGAAUGGGUGAGGAGACCAGAGGACAGGUUGAAACACAUUCUUAUGUUCUUGUUAGCAAUCCCAAGCAGUUUUUUUUUUUCCUGACUCUUCAGAAGAUGCUCUAGUGACAAAGGUGCAGCCAACUGUUGCUGCUGGGGUGGAACAUGAGCAACUGAAGACUUAAGCAAUCUGUAGCUAGUGCCUAUGGCUAACAGUAUCCCUCUGUGCUUGUAAUCCUUUCUAGAGGGUAGAUUUUUUCCCCCAAGAAGUAUGGAACUGGUAGAACAGGACAGCUGUGUGAUGGAGCAUCCUGCCUGCUCUCACCACUGGAUGGAUGCUCGUCCUGCCUCCUUUCACUCAGCUGUUCUAGCUGGUCUUGUGGUCUCAGCUCUUGGGUACCCUACACUACAGAGGCCAGUAGUUGGACCUUUUAUGACUGAACAGCCACCUGGUAGACACAAAUGUAGAACUGGAGGAUGAAACUCCUAGGCAGAAGUGGACCUCCUACAAAAUGCUUCUGCCUCCAAACUGCUGUAAAUAUUGUUGCUCUCUUACGUUCCGUGCGCAAGUUUGGCUCUCACCUCCCUGAAUACCUGGGCUGUCCAGUUUGGGUCCCCCUGGUAAGUGCUGGGUCUCUCUAAGCUGUGUUUUUUUCACUGCUAAGAGGAGCAUCCACAAGAGUUCCUUCUCUGAAUGUGUAGAAGUCUCCUUAAAAUAACCUGAAAAGGCAGCAGGCCAAUCAGCAUUAAAACGUUACUUACCAAUGAACUUCUGCUUGUUCUCAGCGUAGUGUUUGGGCCCUGAGGUUGACUUCCACUGCAGUGGAGUUGCCCCAGCUCCGACUCAGGUGUUGGACUGUAGCAUUACAAACACUUGAGGGAAAAUAGCAGGGAGUGGCUAUUCGUGUAGCAGUGCAGAAGGCUGUCUGGGUACAGGAAGCGUGCAGCCUUUUUCAUUCCUAGGUUUUAAAGGGUCUCUAGCCCCUUUCUUUAGGGACAAAAGUGCAUUGUCAGAGGGGAGAAAAGCUUUUGACUCUCCUGAUGAGUUCCCUUGGCUUCAUCCCUCAAGGCUGUUGAUGAUGUUGUUGAGGUCGGACAGUAUUAACUAGCCCGAGAUGGUUCCUUGCCUUUGUGGCCAAGUAACGACUGCUCCACGCUUGAGACAAUUCCACCUCUGACUUCUCUCAUCCCUAAUCUGCUACAGGAGCAGCAAGACUGGCUGAAGCAGCAGUUCCUAGAGUCUGGAGGCAUUAGCCUGUGGUGCCUUGAGGACCCCUGCUUUGUAGGGGCCUCAGUAGAGGAAGUUUAAAGAGCUCUUACUAAGCAUUCUUCACAGGCAGGACUACUGCCAACCAGGGGAAGGGAGACCUUUCCUAGGAGGAGAAAUAGAAAAUGAUGCUGGAUGUGGGAAGAGAUGGUCCUUCCUUAUGAGGAAAAGAUCCACUCUACCCUUCUUUCACCUUGCUGUAAUUCAGGCCUCCGGAAAUUUUGUAGCUUUGGCAAUAAGGUAGAAGAAACAGGAUAUGAGAGAUUAAGUAGUCAGUUGUGAUCGCUCAGGACAUUGAUUCUGAGCUUGAAUUUUGUGACCUAAUGUAGAAUUAUUCACAGUUUGGCAGAGAGUGGAAUGAAGGUCAUAGGCUGCUUUAGGGGAGUCUGGAGUAUUUGGGAAAACAGAGGCUAUUUUCUCUUAAUGAGUGUCAGUGAUUUUGUUUUAGCCUUGCACCUUUUAGCCUAAAAUGUCCUUUCCCAGAAGAAGAGAGCAACGAAUCUGGUAGUUUUUCAAAGUAACACUUUUUACAUUGGCUGGAAAGAACUGUGUCAGAACGGGACACAGAGAACACUUCAUCACUCCAAAACUCCUUCUUUUAGGCUGCUUUUUAAACACUAUUUUUUGUAAUGUUUCCUGUAGCUAAACUGGUGGCUUUGUGCAAACAUCUCCUCUUGGUGGUGUGACUCACCUUGUUGAGCUUGGAGUUAAUGCUGCUACAUGUGAUAACUACAGUAUUUCUCAGUGCCCUCCUCAGCAGAGACUGAGAGGAUCCAAGAGACCCUGCACUAGUCGGCUGUCGGUAGAAGCGCGCUGCGGCGGGCAGAGCCCGGGGGUCCGUCACAGCCUUGCGCGUACGAGCUCAUCUCGCCAUUGCUGCCUCUUCGAUGCGCUCGUCCUGCUGUGCUUGCCCUCGCGGACCCCCACCGCGGCCUCGUCCUGCAGAACCACGGGAUCGGGAGGAGUUGGGGGAGCGUUGGCUUUUCCCGAGGGAUGCCCUGAAGGUAACGCCGCCGCUGCGAACACUCGGGUGGGAGACAAGCGCGCGGCCCCGGCCUGGCCUGCUGCAGCUCCCAUCCUUGGGGAGGCGAGAGCUGGGCUCGCACAGGGGGGCCUUGCUGGGGGGGGGCUUGGCCUGGCUGCCGGAGGCCGUCGAUAGGGCCAGCGUUGGGCCUGCGGCGGGAGAAGGGAGCAGGCGGCCCGUGCGGGUUUAUUAACUUCCUCCGCGCUUUAUUUUUGUAACCUCUCCUGUGGGCUUCGUAACGUGACCUCCGGGACCCCAUUUAACGCUGUUCUCUGAUUUGUCCUAAUAAAAUGGUUUCUUUGCA